Cyphellophora europaea CBS 101466 is the source of this 549-nucleotide messenger RNA. RefSeq lists its product as uncharacterized. The record is from RefSeq and is a predicted model, not a curated record. NCBI's taxonomy places the organism in Eukaryota, Fungi, Ascomycota, Eurotiomycetes, Chaetothyriales, Cyphellophoraceae. The transcript has 2 exons. Bases 1 to 549 code for a protein of 182 amino acids.
AUGGAGUUCGCCCUCGAGGAUACACAGAACGCUGCUCCUGGUCAACCUACCAUGGCGGAACAACAGAAGCUAGGUGCCAGCACCAAGCGAGCUGACACCCAGAGCGUUACUAAAAGACUACAAUCCGAACUAAUGGCCCUGAUGAUGUCUCCAACGCCUGGCAUCUCCGCCUUUCCGGGUGCCGAUGGCAACAUGCUGUCCUGGACAGCCACUAUCAUCGGCCCCAAGGACACACCCUACUCCGACCUCUCGCUGAAGCUGUCCUUUGAUUUCCCCUCAAACUACCCGUACUCGCCACCCACAGUACUAUUCAAGACACCAAUCUAUCACCCCAACAUCGACUUCUCAGGCCGCAUCUGCCUCGACAUCCUCAAAGAUAAGUGGAGCGCAGUCUACAACGUGCAGACAGUCCUACUGAGCUUGCAAAGCCUGCUCGGCGAGCCGAACAACGCGAGCCCACUGAACAAUGAAGCUGCUCAACUGCAUGAGAAGGACUCGGAGGAGUACCAACGCAAGGUACUGGCGCGGCACCGAGAUAUCGAGGAUUAG